Messenger RNA from Marmota monax (woodchuck), 2093 nucleotides. It is a transcript of the gene Ssbp2, whose product is annotated as single stranded DNA binding protein 2. The record is from RefSeq and is a predicted model, not a curated record. Gene Ontology annotation, cellular component: nucleus. Bases 748 to 1521 code for a protein of 257 amino acids. Gene Ontology annotation, molecular function: protein binding; single-stranded DNA binding. The transcript is spliced from 18 exons. NCBI's taxonomy places the organism in Eukaryota, Metazoa, Chordata, Mammalia, Rodentia, Sciuridae. Gene Ontology annotation, biological process: positive regulation of transcription by RNA polymerase II.
CCAUAUCUUAUAAACGUGGUCACAUUUUAUUCAAAACAGAAUGAGUUCAUUAAACCAAUACACAUUUGCCUUCUGGCCUAUCUUUUUAAAUGCAUGGACAUUUAACUAGUUUAAAUAAGUUCUGUUAGUAUUCAGGGCCCUUUUCAGAUAAAAAUAGCCACUAUGAGGCUUAUGGGAGAGCUUUCAGUUUCAUAAAUUAUAUUGCUACAGGCACUGUAUUGAGAAGGAAGUACUGUCUGACUGUGGCAUUUGGUCAUAUCAAGGUUAGCACUCUAUGUAUAUGAAUAUCUGCUCCAUGUAGGAGCUCAGAAAUCGGCCCAAACAUUUUUAUCAGAGAUAAGAUGGGAAAAAAACAUCACAUUGGGGGAACCUCCAGGAUUCUUACAUUCUUGGUGGUGUUAGCUUUUUUGCUGCUGUACCUAAAGGAUCCAACCAGCACAAUUGUAGAGGAGGAAAAGUUUGAGAGCUCAUGGUUUCAAAGGUUGACAGAGGGCUCCCAUUCCUCUGGGCUCAAGGUGAGGAAGGAUAUCAUGGCUGGAGAGUGUGGCAGAGGAAAGCAGCUCACAUCAUGGUGGUCAGGAAGUAGAGAGAAAAACUCCACUGGACAGUGUAUUUUGGGAUCUCUACUGUGCAGCUCCAGAGAGACGGGAAACAUGUGAACACUCAAGUGAAGCAAAAGCCUUCCAUGAUUAUAGUGCUGCAGCAGCUCCCAGUCCAGUGCUAGGAAACAUUCCCCCAGGAGAUGGCAUGCCAGUAGGUCCUGUACCACCAGGGUUCUUUCAGCCUUUUAUGUCACCUCGGUACCCUGGAGGUCCAAGGCCCCCAUUGAGGAUACCUAAUCAGGCACUUGGAGGUGUCCCAGGAAGUCAGCCAUUACUCCCCAGUGGAAUGGACCCAACGCGACAACAAGGACAUCCAAAUAUGGGUGGGCCAAUGCAGAGAAUGACUCCUCCAAGAGGAAUGGUGCCCUUAGGACCACAGUCUGACCCUUGGUUAUCAUUACAGAACUAUGGAGGUGCAAUGAGACCCCCACUGAAUGCUUUAGGUGGUCCCGGAAUGCCUGGAAUGAACAUGGGUCCAGGUGGUGGUAGACCUUGGCCAAACCCAACAAAUGCCAAUUCAAUACCAUACUCCUCAGCAUCUCCUGGGAAUUAUGUAGGUCCUCCAGGAGGUGGAGGGCCACCAGGAACACCCAUCAUGCCUAGUCCAGCAGAUUCAACUAAUUCUGGAGACAACAUGUAUACUUUAAUGAAUGCAGUACCUCCUGGACCUAACAGACCUAAUUUUCCAAUGGGUCCUGGGUCAGAUGGUCCCAUGGGUGGAUUAGGAGGAAUGGAGUCACAUCACAUGAAUGGCUCUUUAGGCUCAGGAGAUAUGGACAGUAUUUCCAAGAAUUCUCCCAAUAAUAUGAGCCUGAGUAAUCAACCGGGCACUCCAAGGGAUGAUGGUGAAAUGGGGGGAAAUUUCUUAAAUCCUUUUCAGAGUGAGAGUUACUCCCCUAGCAUGACAAUGAGUGUGUGAUCCAUUACCAAGUCUCCUUAUGAAAACCACAGUGAGUCAGCCCUUCACAGAACUACUACGGAAGAAAAUUAUUCAUCACAGUGUACAGUUAAACAAAGGAAUCUCGGCCACACCAAACCAAUCUUUUUAUUUCCUGCUCUCUCCCCUAUUUUGUGAAGAAAGCAGGUCCAAAAGUGAUCCAAACAACUGUACGGAGCGGCACAUCAGAAUUGCCCUAAACUGAACUGCAAAUAAUUAUCUGUGUAUGUAUAUGUGUGGGAAAGAGAAUGUAUCGUAUAUGCGGAUGUUAUAUGGACAUAUACGCAUACAUACAUUGACCCACGGGACAUUGUAAAAUAUUAUCACAUGACAUCUUAAGUAGAAAUAAGUAGGGACUUUUAUUCCAUCCUUUUUUUCACGUUUACAUUUUAAUUAUUAAAAGUUGCUCCUGCCCCUUCCCUGAACUAUUUUGUGCUGUGUAUAUCACUGCUUUAUAUAAGUUAUUUUUUAAGGUGAACUCAGAUGUUAUGGUUUUGUAAAUGUCUGCAAUCAUGGAUAGGAAUAAAAUUGCUUAUUUGAGAGCUUUCAUUAAA